GCAAAAACCCGGCCCACACUGUCUGGAAGUGGAAGAGGAUGGACAGUUUUGUACUUCACAGUUAACAAGGAAUGAGAGUUUUGGGGUCCAACCGGAAAGCUUUCAGAGACGAUCCUCAGUGAGACGGCACUCGAUUGAGUCGGUCUGUCUCUACAGCCCAAAGAGGCGGGCUCGCCGCAGCAGCUCCAAGGCCAAAGCUAGAGUUUAUGUUACUGCGCACGCGCACUAGACAACCAAUGGAGCCACCAAUGGAGCCGUCCGGAGGGGAGCAAGAACCCGGAGCCGUCAGACUCCUGGACCUGCCCUGGGAAGACGUGUUGCUCCCACACGUCCUGAACCGGGUCCCGCUGCGCCAGCUGCUUCGGCUGCAGCGCGUUAGCCGGGCCUUCCGUGCGCUAGUACAGCUGCACCUGGCCGGGCUGCGCCGCUUCGAUGCCGCUCAGGUGGGUCCGCAGAUCCCGCGGGCUGCAUUGACCCGGCUACUGCGGGACGCCGAGGGGCUGCAAGAGCUGGCGCUGGCGCCGUGUCACGAGUGGCUAUCGGACGAGGACCUGGUACCAGUGCUGUCACGGAAUCCGCAGCUGCGGAGUGUGGCACUGGCCGGCUGCGGGCAAUUGAGCCGCCGCGUGCUAGGAGCUCUAGCUGAGGGGUGCCCCCGCCUCCAGCGCCUGUCGCUUGCGCACUGUGACUGGGUGGACGGACUGGCGCUACGCGGCCUAGCUGACCGCUGCCCCGUCCUGGAGGAGCUGGACCUCACUGCAUGUCGUCAGCUCAAGGACGAGGCCAUCGUGUACCUGGCGCAGAGACGCGGCGCCGGCCUCCGCAGCCUCUCGCUGGCGGUCAACGCCAAUGUCGGGGAUGCAGCAGUCCAGGAGUUGGCUCGGAACUGCCCUCAGCUGGAGCACCUCGACCUCACUGGCUGCCUCCGCGUCGGAAGCGACGGCGUCAGGACAUUGGCGGAGUACUGCCCAGCACUACGCUCUCUGCGGGUGCGGCACUGCCACCACGUGGCUGAGCCUAGCCUGAGCCGCUUGCGGAAGCGUGGUGUGGACAUCGAUGUGGAGCCUCCGUUGCACCAGGCCCUGGUGUUGCUGCAGGACAUGGCGGGCUUCGCACCCUUUGUCAACCUGCAGGUUUGACCCUCCUGCCAAUGAGAGCACAGCUGGACUGUGUGGCUGGGCCUGACACUGAGCUGUAGGGAAAAUGAACUGUGGAGACCUCUGGUGAGAGGCCAGUGCCCUGCCCCAUCCUGGAACUUCAAAUAAAGAGCUUUUUACUCUC
This is a messenger RNA of Marmota flaviventris (yellow-bellied marmot), 1281 nucleotides long. It is a transcript of the gene Fbxl15, whose product is annotated as F-box and leucine rich repeat protein 15. Gene Ontology annotation, molecular function: protein binding. Gene Ontology annotation, cellular component: cytoplasm. Lineage: Eukaryota; Metazoa; Chordata; Mammalia; Rodentia; Sciuridae. The record is from RefSeq and is a predicted model, not a curated record.